Messenger RNA from Drosophila bipectinata, 3208 nucleotides. It is a transcript of the gene Opa1, whose product is annotated as Opa1 mitochondrial dynamin like GTPase. Gene Ontology annotation, biological process: mitochondrial fusion. Gene Ontology annotation, molecular function: GTP binding; microtubule binding; GTPase activity. The record is from RefSeq and is a predicted model, not a curated record. Gene Ontology annotation, cellular component: mitochondrial membrane; cytoplasm; microtubule. Lineage: Eukaryota; Metazoa; Arthropoda; Insecta; Diptera; Drosophilidae.
UCGAUGCUUGCAAGGAAAAGGUUGAGAUGAAUUUUUACGGCAGGCAAAUAGAUUGAUUCUCGUAAAUAAAACAAGCAAUCUGCGAGAAAAUCGUUCCUCUCAUCAGCAAUCAUGUUGCGCAUCUACCAGAAUACAUACCGGCGUACCGCGAGAAAGGCUGUUGUAUACUCCACGAAAGUUGCCUGCUGUAAUCACUCCACCCUCUGCAACAUCACCGGUCAUCAGCGGAGUUCUCGGGGUCAUGGAAACGGGAGUACCAAUGGAAAUGGCCGUCACCACGAGGAGUUCUUGUUGGCCGGUAAUCCAGCGCGGGGAUGGCAGAUGCCGCCCCCCUCACGUGGCUACGGCAUGCUGGUGGUUCGCAUCCUUCGAGGAGCCCUUAAGCUGCGGUACCUCGUUCUAGGCGGUGCUAUAGGUGGGGGCGUGACUCUCAAUAAAAAAUACGAGGACUGGAAGGAUGGUCUGCCAGAUAUGAAGUGGCUUCAGGAUGCUUUACCUCAGGGCGAGCGGUGGAGUCAGUUUUCGCAGAAUCUCAUCGAGGUGGGCAGCCUGGUGAAGACCGCUAUUGAUAUCGAUCCGAAGCUCAAGCAGCUGGGCGAGGAUAAGUUGUCGGAAUGGCGCACCUGGUUUGACAGUCGUCUGGAAGAUGCCAUCGAGGCGGCCGACUAUCAAGGAGUUCAGAUUGUCGAAACCAAAGAUGAUCUCAAAGCCAAGACGACAGUGGCUGCUCUGGGAAUUACCACCGAUGAGAGUCGCAAGAAGUAUGAAAAACUGCAAAGCCAGGUUGAAACAUUGCAAACGGAGAUCAUGAACGUGCAGAUUAAGUACCAAAAGGAGCUGGAAAAGAUGGAGAAGGAGAACCGCGAGCUUCGCCAACAGUUCCUGAUCCUCAAGACGAACAAAAGGACCUCGGCCAAGAAAAUUAAGAAGUCGCUGAUUGACAUGUACUCUGAAGUGCUGGAUGAACUGUCUGGCUAUGAUACGGGCUACACGAUGGCGGAUCAUUUACCUCGAGUCGUUGUUGUUGGAGAUCAGAGCAGCGGCAAGACCUCUGUACUUGAAUCUAUCGCAAAGGCACGCAUUUUCCCCCGUGGCAGUGGCGAAAUGAUGACUAGGGCACCCGUAAAAGUUACUCUUGCGGAGGGUCCCUAUCACGUGGCCCAGUUUCGGGAUUCGGAACGGGAGUAUGACCUGACCAAAGAGUCUGAUUUGGCGGAGCUGCGACGUGAAGUGGAAUUCCGUAUGCGGGCUUCGGUGCGCGGUGGCAAAACUGUGAGCAACGAAGUCAUCGCCAUGACGGUGAAGGGUCCAGGCCUGCAGCGCAUGGUUCUAGUGGAUUUGCCGGGUAUCAUUUCCACCAUGACAGUGGAUAUGGCUUCAGAUACGAAAGAUUCAAUUCACCAGAUGACAAGGCAUUACAUGAGCAAUCCCAACGCUAUCAUUCUUUGCAUCCAAGAUGGUUCUGUGGACGCUGAGCGGAGCAAUGUAACCGAUUUGGUAAUGCAAUGCGAUCCUCUGGGUCGACGCACAAUUUUCGUGCUCACCAAAGUGGAUUUGGCUGAGGAAUUGGCCGAUCCUGACAGGAUACGAAAAAUACUCUCUGGUAAACUGUUCCCCAUGAAGGCUCUUGGCUAUUAUGCAGUGGUUACAGGACGUGGACGCAAGGAUGACAGCAUUGAUGCCAUUCGGCAAUACGAAGAGGACUUUUUCAAGAACUCCAAACUGUUUCAUCGCCGUGGUGUGAUUAUGCCCCAUCAAGUAACCAGCCGGAAUCUGAGUCUCGCCGUGUCAGACCGCUUCUGGAAAAUGGUGCGGGAAACCAUUGAGCAGCAGGCAGAUGCAUUUAAGGCUACCAGAUUCAAUCUGGAAACCGAAUGGAAGAACAACUUCCCCAGAUUGCGCGAAUCGGGACGGGACGAGCUGUUUGACAAGGCCAAGGGUGAAAUACUGGACGAGGUGGUAACGCUAUCGCAGAUCUCAGCUAAAAAAUGGGAUGAUGCCCUCACUUCGAAGCUUUGGGAGAAGCUGUCCAACUAUGUGUUUGAGAAUAUUUACCUGCCCGCCGCUCAGUCAGGUUCUCAAAACUCUUUCAACACGAUGGUGGACAUAAAGCUGCGUCAGUGGGCUGAGCAGGCACUGCCCGCCAAAUCUGUGGAGGCCGGCUGGGAAGCACUGCAGAACGAGUUUCUGUCUUUAAUGGAUAGGGCGAAAAAAUCCCAAGAUCACGACGGAAUCUUUGAUCACCUGAAGGCUGCUGUCGUUGACGAGGCUAUCCGGAGGCACAGUUGGGAGGACAAAGCCAUCGAUAUGCUACGGGUCAUCCAGUUGAAUACCUUGGAAGAUCGGUUUGUUCAUGACAAGUCCGAGUGGGAUCAGGCGGUCAAAUUCCUGGAGUCCUCCGUAAACGCCAAGCUUGUGCAAACAGAAGAGACCCUGGGGCAAAUGUUUGGACCUGGUCAGUGGCGAAGACUAACCCAUUGGCAGUACCUCACUCAGGAUCAGCAGAAGCGGAGAAGUGUUAGGGGAGAACUUGACAAGAUACUCAAGAAUGAUUCGAAACAUUUGCCUACGUUGAGUUAUGAUGAGCUGACGACAGUUCGGAAGAAUUUGCAGCGUGAUAACGUAGACGUGGACACGGAUUACAUUCGGCAGACGUGGUUCCCCGUUUACAGAAAACACUUCCUGCAACAGGCGCUACAACGGGCCAGGGAUUGUCGCAAGGCCUACUACCUGUACACCCAGCAGGGAGCCGAAUGCGAGAUCUCCUGCAGUGACGUCGUCCUCUUCUGGCGCAUCCAACAGGUUAUCAAGAUAACGGGCAAUGCGUUGCGCCAGCAGGUGAUCAAUCGGGAGGCGCGGCGCUUGGACAAGGAGAUAAAGGCAGUGCUGGACGAGUUCAGCGACGACGAGGAAAAGAAGGCGCACCUGCUCACGGGCAAGCGUGUGCUGCUGGCAGAGGAACUGAUCAAAGUGCGACAGAUCCAGGAGAAGCUGGAGGAGUUCAUUAAUUCAUUGAACCAGGAGAAAUAGUGUGUGUUCGUGUGCCAUGACCAAAGACACAGCAAACAAGGCGUUACUUAUUUAAAUGGAUGAUAUAGUCUAAGCCCACAUUUCAAAUGUUUGUUCAUACAUAGUCACGCUUGAGCCCUUAGUUAAGCUUACUUUGUGCUGCGAAAGUAAUAAACCAAUAGAUCGUUAGUUUGUAUUA